AUGGAUCUUGUCAAGCACAUUGCUGCGCAUCCUGGUAGAGGAGGCCAAGCAGCGUACUUGUCUAGUUUGGAGGGUACAGAUAUGAAAUACAUGGUACUUCCAUCAUCAGAUGGAGAUUAUUAUGAGACAGAUUUAGAAGAAGAAGUUGUUCCUGGUCAAAACGAGGAUGGUGUAUUUGAUUAUUAUGGAUAUUACAAUGAUCAAAUCCCAGAUGACUUUGAACAUGCAGCUGAACAUGUUUAUGGAGACGGACAUGUAGAAGACGAAUAUGAACAUGAUGGAGAGGACGAUGAGGGUGAUUGCGAUGAUGAGGACGAGGAUGAUGAUGAGAAUGAUGACGAUGUUGAGGAUGAUGACGAGGAGGUUGUAUACAAUGGUGAGGAUUUGUAUGAUGAUGAUGAUGUUGAGUCAUAG
Messenger RNA from Papaver somniferum (opium poppy), 414 nucleotides. Its product is annotated as prostatic spermine-binding protein-like. The transcript has a single exon. NCBI's taxonomy places the organism in Eukaryota, Viridiplantae, Streptophyta, Magnoliopsida, Ranunculales, Papaveraceae. Bases 1 to 414 code for a protein of 137 amino acids. The record is from RefSeq and is a predicted model, not a curated record.